This is a messenger RNA of Monopterus albus (swamp eel), 3546 nucleotides long. It is a transcript of the gene srpk1b, whose product is annotated as SRSF protein kinase 1b. Gene Ontology annotation, cellular component: nucleus; cytoplasm. The transcript has 15 exons. Gene Ontology annotation, biological process: regulation of mRNA processing; peptidyl-serine phosphorylation; spliceosomal complex assembly. Bases 356 to 2272 code for a protein of 638 amino acids. Gene Ontology annotation, molecular function: protein serine/threonine kinase activity; ATP binding. The record is from RefSeq and is a predicted model, not a curated record. NCBI's taxonomy places the organism in Eukaryota, Metazoa, Chordata, Actinopteri, Synbranchiformes, Synbranchidae.
GAACGUGAGAGAGGAAAAAAGUGAGCGAGAGAGUUGGCAAGUGUGCAGUGGUGUCCUGUGCUCCAGGACUCAGCCUCAGUGCUGUGCCUGCAGCAGAGACUCUACAUUUCUCCUCUUCCUCUCCAUGCUCGUCUUUCCCCUCUCUGCUUCGUUUUUUUCUUCUUCUUCCCCUUCCUCUGUAAUCUCUGCUUUGCAGUCAUCAGUACGGAUCGCUCUGUCCUCUGCUCCACUUUUCACUUUCUGUCUUUUGGCCUUCUAAUCCCUCUUUUCGUCUCCUGGCGGAUGGAGUGAGAGGGUCUUUUAACACGUGCACUCUCUCCUGUCCUGUCCUGUCCUCCUCCCUGCAUCACGUCCCAUGGGCAUCCAUGCAUCUUGCAGAUCAGAGCCUCAUGGUCGUGGAGGCGGUUGUCAGCAGGGUCAGGCAGACUCUCCCCUCCCAGAGCAGGAUGAGGAGAUCCUGGGCUCUGAUGACGAUGAGCAGGAGGAUCCCAAUGACUACUGCAGGGGUGGAUAUCACCAUGUGAAGAUCGGAGAUCUGUUCAAUGAGAGAUACCAUGUGAUUCGUAAGCUGGGCUGGGGGCACUUCUCCACUGUGUGGCUGGCCUGGGACAUCCAGGAGAAGCGCUUUGUGGCCAUGAAGGUUGUAAAAAGUGCUGAACAUUACACAGAGACAGCUCUGGAUGAGAUCAAGCUGCUUAAAUCUGUGAGGAACACAGAUCCCAGUGACCCCAACAGGGAAAAAGUGGUGCAGCUUCUAGACGACUUCAAAGUUUCUGGGAUGAAUGGCACUCAUGUGUGUAUGGUAUUUGAGGUGCUGGGAUAUCACCUACUCAAGUGGAUCAUCAAGUCAAAUUAUCAAGGCCUGCCCUUACCCUGCGUUAAAAGUAUCAUAAGACAGGUUCUGCAGGGCUUAGACUACCUCCACACCAAGUGUAGGAUCAUCCACACAGACAUCAAACCAGAGAACAUUCUGUUGACUGUCAAUGAGCCCUACAUCAGGAAAAUGGCUGCUGAAGCUACACAGUGGCAGAAGACAGGCACUGCCCCUCCCUCAGGUUCUGCAGUGAGUACAGCCCCCCCACCCAAACCAAUGGCCAAACUGUCAAAGAACAAAAAGAAGAAGAUGAAGAAGAAGCAAAAGAAGCAGGCAGAGCUGCUGGAGAAGAGGAUACAGGAGAUGGAGGGGGGAGCAGCACAAGAAGGAGGGGAAGAGGAGGAUGAGGAAGAGACAACGACAACAGAAACCACAGAGGACACAACUUCCUCAGCCACCCUCUCCGUGUCUGCCACCUUGCAAGACAUCUCCAACCAUACCAUCACAGACUCAACAUCAGAUGAGCAGUCCCAGCAGACACCGGAGGUAAAUAAACGAAGAGAGGCCAAGGAAGAGAACAGGAUGGAAGUGAACUGCAAUGGCCACGUAUCCACGCCGGAGAGUGAGGCAAGCCCGGAGAGCCAGGUACAUGAGACCAAGCUGUCGCCAGUGGAGCAGGAGGACCAAAAAAACGCAAACCAACUGGAAAACAACACGGAGACCCUUGACACAUUAGGCAACAAAGAAGAGCAUCAGACCUGUAAGGGUUCCCCCGAGGACACCGACCUGCAGCUACCCCGCUCCCUCAGCCCAAACUCUGUCAAAGUAGAGUUAGAGGAGGGAGACAAGGGAGAGAUGGACGCUCAAGGGCAGACAAAAACAGGGGAUGUGGAAGACGGCCAGAAUGAUGCAUCAGGCAGUAUGUUAAUAAACCCUCUGGAGCCUCUCAAUGCUGACAAGCUGCAGGUUAAAAUUGCUGACCUGGGCAACGCCUGCUGGGUGCAUAAACAUUUCACAGAUGACAUCCAGACACGGCAGUACCGCUCUCUUGAGGUUCUGUUAGGAGCCGGCUACAGCACACCAGCAGACAUCUGGAGUACGGCUUGCAUGGCCUUUGAGCUUGCUACAGGAGAUUAUCUGUUCGAGCCCCACUCUGGAGAAGACUACUCCAGAGAUGAAGAUCACAUAGCGCUGAUCAUCGAGUUGCUAGGUAAAGUUCCUCGGAAGCUGAUAUUGGCAGGCAAAUACUCCAAGGAAUUUUUCACCAAGAAAGGUGACCUGCGUCACAUCACCAAGCUGAAGCCGUGGGCUCUGCUUGACGUGUUGGUAGAAAAGUACGAGUGGUCCAAAGAGGAGGCCCGCUCCUUCAGCAGCUUCCUCUUGCCCAUGCUGGACCUGGUGCCUGAAAGGAGGGCUACAGCGGCCCAGUGCCUCAAUCAUCCAUGGGUCAUAUCCUAGAGGUCACUCGUGCACACCCCUUCCUUCAUAUUGUGAAAAGAUAUAGAUUUAGUUUGAAGAGCCUGGGCUUGAAAAUAUACAGUAAAUGAGAUAUAGUCAUGUCUGCAAGAGCCUGUGCCCGCAUCACAUCUGCAUCCUCUUGUCAGGGCUCUCAUGGGCUACCUCCACACACAUGCAAGCAUCCAAAUAAUAAAAGGAAAGGCUGCUGCUGAAUCUUUGUUCUGUUGGAUUACAAGGGUUAUAGAAGGAACUUAAGGUCUUUUUUUAACUGGCUACAUAAAACUUAUUGACCUUGCCGUCUCAUUUUUUUGUCUUUUCUCUGCAGGGUGUUCUUCUCUGUAUCUUUAGCUAUAGAUAAUAAGCUGUAGGGGUGAAAAGGAAAUUACGCUUCUCUGGGAAUGAGGAGAAUACGAUAUUUAAACUGAAACAUAGGGAUUGUCAUCAUUAGAUCGCUGAUUAGCCAAAUCAGUCUUUGUUCACCAGCCAUCGUGUUAGCCAUGCCAACUUUUAUGCCGUUGGCUGUCAAAUGUGUUCAAAUUGCUCAGUAUUAAUAACUGUAUAAUGCUAACAGGCAUGAAGAGCAGCUAGCAUGUGGUUGGCACUGUAAAGUUAGCUUUAUCCUGUUUAAAAAACAAAACACACUUUUGUACAUUUAUAUACAAAUGGCACUACAGGAUUAGGAAGCAUACAUUUUGUACAUGUCAACAUUGUGCACCAAGUUUGUGGAAGGACCCGUCCAAAAUCACUUUUAUUUUUCCCUCAGGAGAACCAAACUGUGUACAUUGUUUUUGCUUCAGGUAUUAUUUUAUCUCCCGGAUUCUUUCAUGUUGUCUUGAAUGAAACACCUGUUACAUUAUAUUGUGAACAGAAUUCAGGUUCUUUCUCUGCUUCAGACACAAGUUGGAAGAAGAAGACUUAGCACCUGCCCGUUCAGAAUGGUUUCAUAUGUUCCCCCACACUACCAGUCAAACUAUACGUGUAUCCAUGUCCUAUGUGUACAGUACAGUGUACCAAAGAGAUGGCCUUUCAUUCCUCCCUCUCUAGCCAUGGCUUUGCGCACGGUUUCUAGAAGAUACUGUCAUCAGUGUAGACUGACGUACAUGAGAUAUUGGGUCUGAACAGUUUUACACUUUUGGAUGUAAAAAUGAAUGAUUGUACUUAAAGGAAAUGCUGUAAUGAUGCUUUGUAUUCCUCAUUAGUUUGCUCAUUUUUUAAAAACAAAAUUUGGCUGUGGCUCCUCUGUUUCUCCUGUAGGUAAUAAGAAUAAACAUUUU